AUGGUGGCACCUACGCACGAGGUGUGGACUGCAUUCACCAAGCGCGAGCAGGAGGAGCUGCUCAACAUCGUUUACGUCCAAGACUACUUCCCGCUCGGCGAUCUGCAUUCCUUCGUCAACUCCAAGGGCCUCCGCCGCUUUUAUGAAGAUAUCAAAAGCAGGAGCGAGUUCGAGGCGGCUUCUUUUUGGUUUCAUUUGUUCAACGGAUUUACCCGUGAUCUUGUGGUAGCUGUCUCCACGUUGCACACUCUCGGCUACGCGCACCGCGGCAUAAAACCAGAAAGCAUCCUCGUAGAACAAGACGAAGGCAGAGCCGGCACCCGUUACAAACUGCGUCUCACAGGCUUUGACUACGCGCUUCGAACUAACCGCAAAAAAGAGGAAAAUACAGGCGUUAUGACGAAAAUCCAUCGAAUAAAUAUUCGAACUGCCACUUUUGUUUGUUCUCGUAUGUAUAGUUGCUAGCACUCGCCACCGCGGCUGUCUCAACUUUCAGUAGGUGUUCACUUUAUAUAAAUAUUAUACUUAAUAUCAUAUAUUAGUUUAUGUAAAUGUUGGUAGCUUCUUCUUCUUGAUGUUUUUUCCGUUCUUCCUCUUAUUGUGCGAGAGUGGUGGAGCGAAGAUAAGGCUCAAUACGAGGGGACGCAGAGCAGGUGGAGCGAUCCCAUCCUUAUACUGGCAGACCUGGCAGGGGAUAAAAUUGUGUCGUGGAAGCUGAAUGUUUUUCACUCUGACGCGUGGGCUGUCGG
Amoebophrya sp. A25 is the source of this 749-nucleotide messenger RNA. NCBI's taxonomy places the organism in Eukaryota, Dinophyceae, Syndiniales, Amoebophryaceae. The record is from the annotation of a GenBank genome assembly.